This is a messenger RNA of Effrenium voratum, 1345 nucleotides long. NCBI's taxonomy places the organism in Eukaryota, Dinophyceae, Suessiales, Symbiodiniaceae. The record is from the annotation of a GenBank genome assembly.
UAGAGACGAUAAUUUUAGAAGUUGCUUGAUGACAGCCAUGCAGUGCGCAACUGCCUGGCGCGGCUUGGCACUUCGGCCGUGGCAGGGCCAGGCCUUGUCACAGGCGCGGCUCUACCGCUAUUCGGCCAGACCAACUGGAGCCACGGGAUGCCAAGCUCCUUUGGCGUCCCUCGCAGCUGCAACCAUUGGUUGCACUGCCGGUCUUCGAAGAAAUCUGGCGAUGGCAGCCGGGGACGAGCAAAGAGUCGCUGCUGAUGGGGAUGCGGUCUUGAUCAACUACACGGGCAAGCUGAAGGACGGGACGGUCUUUGACUCAACGGCGGGCCGGUCGCCUUUGACAUUCACCUUGGGCAGCGGGCAGGUGAUUCCAGGUUUCGAAGAAGCCGUGCGUGGGCUAAAGCCUGGUGAUGAAACUGAAGUCUCCAUACCACCUGAAAAGGCCUAUGGAGAGCGAAACGAGGCAUUGGUCAUGACGGUUCCUGCAGACAAAGCGCCGCAGGGUUUGGAGGAAGGAAUGUCGGUGGAAUUGGGCACGACAGGUGCCAGAAAGAUCCCUGCAAUGGUGACCCAGAUUGCUGCAGAUGGCACUGUUACCAUUGACGCAAACCCGCCGCUGGCUGGUCAGACGCUGAACUUCAAGAUCGGCUUUGUGGAAUUUAAGGAGCUGCUGGCGCCUUCGACGCCGCCUGCCGGGAAAGAGUUUGCCACCUUUGCCGCUGGCUGCUUUUGGGGCGUGGAGAUUGCCUUUCAGAGGGCGCCGGGCGUGACGGGGACGAGCGUGGGCUAUGCGCAGGGUCAGUCUGAGAAGCCAACGUAUGAAGAGGUUUGCACCGGCAGCUCUGGUCAUACAGAGGCCGUUCGGGUCGUGUAUGACCCUUCUGCGGUCUCGUUUGAGCAGCUUCUGGAGACAUUCUGGGAGAGAGUGGGCAAGAAUGCAACUACCUUGAAUCGAGCAGGCAAUGACGAAGGGACGCAGUACCGUAGCGGCAUUUACUACCACAACGACGAGCAGAAAGCGGCCGCCGAAGCGAGCAUUAAGAGCUUGGAGGAGCGUCUUGGCGAAAAGGUGGUGACAGAAGUAGAAGCUGCUGCGCCCUUCUGGCUUGCGGAGGAAGUCCACCAGCAGUACCUGGCCAAGGGUGGGCGCUUUGGCCAGCCACAGAGCGUGGAAAAGGGCAGCAAGGAGGAGAUCCGCUGCUAUGGCUAGUGGCGUCGGGCAACUGCAGCGCGUAUGAGAGGGAUUGCAGAAGCCAUCGACCGUGGCUGCAAAUUUAACUUUAGGCACUCUUUCCGACAAUACCUUAUUGCGAGGGGUGAGCUUAGAAUUGCGACAGCGCAGGCGGGG